Molecule: messenger RNA, 1009 nt
Organism: Argiope bruennichi
Lineage: Eukaryota; Metazoa; Arthropoda; Arachnida; Araneae; Araneidae
Gene: Arfrp1
Product: ADP-ribosylation factor-related protein 1-like
Exons: 7
Coding region: 189-794 (201 amino acids)
Biological process (GO): Golgi to plasma membrane protein transport; protein localization to organelle; intracellular protein transport
Cellular component (GO): Golgi apparatus
Molecular function (GO): GTPase activity; GTP binding
Source: RefSeq, a predicted model, not a curated record
UAGCUAAUGCAAUUUGUUGACAAAACAGGUGACGGUCUUUAAAAAAAAAGAAACCAAUUAUUCAGUUUAAGUUCAAUAACUCCUUUACGCUUUCUAACAACUAUUGCGAAUACUUAUACUACUUAAAAUUUAUUUUUUUAAAAUGGCAGCCUAAACAGUAUUCUUACAUCACAGUUUUACUCUUCAUAAUGUAUACCUUAUUAUAUGGGCUCUGGAAAUAUUUAUUUCAGAAGGAUGAAUACUUUGUCCUAAUUCUGGGAUUAGACAAUGCUGGAAAAACGACAUUUUUAGAGCAAACAAAAACAAAAUUCUCUAAAAAUUAUAAAGGAUUAAAUCCAAAUAAAAUAACUACUACUGUGGGACUUAAUAUUGGUCGUAUUGACAUGCAUGGAGUACGUCUGAACUUCUGGGAUCUAGGUGGACAAGAAGACCUGCAAGUUCUUUGGGAUAAAUACUAUGCUGAAUGUCAUGCUGUUAUCUACAUAGUAGAUUCUUCAGAUAUUGAUCGUUUACAGGAAUCAAAAGAAGCAUUUGACAAAAUGAUUACUAAUCCUUCAUUGGUUGGUGUUCCACUGCUUCUAGUUGCUAAUAAACAAGAUAUUCCAAAAUGCUUAACAGUUGGCCGCAUCAAAGAAGUAUUUAGAGAGAGUAAGCAUUUAAUUGGUAGAAGAGAUUGUCAUGUUCUGGCUGUUUCUGCUCUGCAUGGAGAUGGAGUUCAUGAAGGCAUUGAAUGGGUAGUACACCGUGUACGUAGGAAUACUUUACGGCCUCCAAAGAAGAAUGAUGAUUCUUAGUGAUAUAAAAUGUCCUGAUUGUUUUAAUUAAUGAUGUAAAUACUCAAAACAUUUUUUAUUUUACUUUUCCAAUCUGUUUUGUACAUUCAUCUGUACAUAAAAAAAGGAGCAUUAAUGAUAUUUCAAUCAGUCUAUCAAUAUUUAUAUUUUACUCAUUUUAUCAUUGUUGAUUCAAGGCUAAUAAAUAAUUGAUAUUAAAUAUAUUUCCAACAUAA